CAGAGACUCUUCCAGAAGCUUCUCUUCCAACCCGCCUCUACAAAAAAAAUCUGAUUCAGUGACGUCAGUUUCCUGCGACGAGGCGACUCAUCAAAACAAAGCGUGGGGCUGCAACAGUUUUGCAACUCUGUAAAAAAAAUAAAAAAUAGCUAGCUAACAUAACAUGAUAAAAUGCCAAUAUGCUGGCUUAUCAGUGAGGCGGAUCGUCAUAAACCCAUCCGACUGCCACACCAACAGACAGUUGUCCUGGGUCGAGGUCCGGAGACGACUAUUAAAGACAAAAAAUGCUCUCGACAGCAAGUUGAAUUGAAAGCAGAGUGCAACAAAGGUUAUGUCAAAGUUAAACAGCUGGGCUUGAAUCCCACCUCCGUAGAUUCUGCGGUGGUGGGGAAGGACAAUGAGGUCAAAAUGAAGGCUGGACAGCAGCUUCAUAUUGUCAACCAGCUCUACCCAUACACUGUACAGUUCAAGGAGGAUCCCACCGGGGACCACGGCGGCACCAAAAGACCACGAGAGCCGUCUUCAGAGGACCCAGAGAGCCGCAGAGAGGAUCCGAGUGUGAAAGCAGCCAAACAGACACAAAAGCUCUCUGUGUCAGUCAGCCACGGAGAAGCCACAAACACCAGUGAAGGUUUUGGGCAUUGGAGCCAAGGUCUGAAGACCUCAAUGCAAGACCCAAAGAUGCAGGUAUACAAGGAUGACAAGGUAGUGGUUAUCAAAGAUAAAUACCCCAAAGCUCGCUACCACUGGCUGGUCCUCCCGUGGCAGACCAUUUCCAGCCUGAAGGCCUUAAGUGAGGAGCACUGCGACCUGGUGAAACACAUGCAGCAAGUAGCUGACCAGAUGGUUCAGCAGUGCCCAGAUGCUAGCUCGCUACGUUUCCGUACAGGGUACCAUGCCAUCCCCAGUAUGAGUCAUGUACACCUCCAUGUGAUCAGCCAAGACUUCGACUCUCCUUGUUUAAAGAACAAAAAGCACUGGAACUCAUUUACGACUGACUAUUUCAUGGAGUCUCGCGAUGUCAUUCAGAUGCUUGAAACAAAUGGAAGAGUCAAUGUGAAAGAAGGAACCAGCGAGUUGUUAAAACUACCUCUCCGCUGUCACAUGUGUCGCAAAGAUAUUCCCACUAUACCAGCUCUGAAGGAGCACCUAAAGUCUCACUUUCGCAGCUAAGAAGGUGACUGCAAAGGGAAUACAUGCCUCAGAUGUUUCUACAUAGGACUGAAGUGUGUUGGGUACUAUUUUUGCCUGGCAAUUCUGAUUCAUUGUUUAAAAAAAAAAAGUCAUUAUGUGGCGGGAACACAAUGUCAUGGCUGCAGUUGCAUUUUCAACUUGUUAUUUUUUCAGUAGGUUUAAGAAGAGGGUCAUUGUGAAGAUGCAUUUAAUUUAUGUGGGUUUUCAUCAGUUUUUUUCCAAAUUUCUGGACUGGGAAAUCCCAUAUUAUUGCAAAUAUUAUUCCCACAGUCCACAUGUUAAAAUGUUUUAUUAAAUGUUUUCUAAAAACUGAAUACUGGAUUCUUGAAUUUUAAAUUACCCUUCCCUGAUAGCGCAACCCCUGUGUUUGCUUAGAGUUUGACUUUUUGGGGAGCUCUGUCAUGUAGCUAGACUACUGCAUUGAUAUAACAUUUUUAAAAUUACACUUUGUUUGCAUGUGUACAGAAAAGACAAUGAACAUGCUUUCAGCCAACAGUACACCCAGUCUAGCUGUCUUGGUGGGAAACAGACUGUUUUGUGUGUCACAAUAAGUUAAACAUCAAUG
This is a messenger RNA of Anarrhichthys ocellatus (wolf-eel), 1759 nucleotides long. RefSeq names its product aprataxin (gene aptx). The transcript is spliced from 7 exons. Gene Ontology annotation, molecular function: DNA 5'-adenosine monophosphate hydrolase activity; single-strand break-containing DNA binding; mismatched DNA binding. Lineage: Eukaryota; Metazoa; Chordata; Actinopteri; Perciformes; Anarhichadidae. Bases 172 to 1173 code for a protein of 333 amino acids. The record is from RefSeq and is a predicted model, not a curated record. Gene Ontology annotation, biological process: single strand break repair. Gene Ontology annotation, cellular component: nucleus.